Messenger RNA from Naegleria gruberi, 1548 nucleotides. RefSeq lists its product as uncharacterized. The record is from RefSeq and is a predicted model, not a curated record. The transcript has 2 exons. Bases 1 to 1548 code for a protein of 515 amino acids. NCBI's taxonomy places the organism in Eukaryota, Heterolobosea, Eutetramitea, Acrasida, Naegleriidae.
AUGACGAGUCCAACCACACUCACUUCUCAAACUUCUCAAGACCCAUUCUUCGAGUCAUCUGGUAGUCCAACCCUUCCAAAGAAGAAUUCCAUGUCUGGUAAACGAUCUGUAGUUUCCAAGUCCAACCCAUCCUCAACAAAAACUCCACUUUCGUCCUCAAUCACAAAAUUCUACAAUCGUGCAUGUAAAAUUCACACCUGUUGUGGUAUUAUGGAAUUUAACUGUCUCAAGUUGACAAGCAUGUUAGCAUUAGCCGUCAGCUUGACUGCCUUUACAUUUCUCAUAGUUAUCAUUGCACUUAACUAUUCAGUUGUUACUGACAUUAGUUCGAGAAUUGGCGUGCUUCAAACUGAUGCAACUUACUAUAGAGAAAUGAUGAAAAUGGCAAGUAGAAUUGCAGCUGACAGUGAAUACAACAGAACUAUUGCUUUAGAAUAUGUUGAUAUCUAUCAAAAUUGUUUUGAUAAUUAUUACAAAUCUAUUAAUUCACUUUAUAUAGUUGUGCCAUCAGAAGUUAUUCCAUACAUUAGAAUGAAUAUCAGUAGAGAGGAGACCAUGUCGAGAAGAGCUGUAAAGUCAGAGCUUGCUGCUCUUGAGCUUGUCAAAACUUUCAAUUAUUCUGGCGCAAAGUUUAUUCUAGAUUCGGAUAAUUACAAUUAUUUACUGACAGGUUAUUCUAGUGAAGUUCAACCAGUUUUGGACUAUGCACAGGCUGUGAGUGAUGGAUAUGCUAAUGCUGACCUUGCUGUCACUACUACUUCUCUAGUUGUCAUUGCAGUUUCAAUGGCAAUUGUCAUUCCUAUCAUGAUUGUUUUCGUUUGUCUUUCAGUGACAAAAGACACCUCAAAGGAAAAGCAAUUACGACAAGUAAGAAAAUAUCUCUUAAUAGAUACCAUCAAUGAUUCAGUUCUCUGUGAAAAAUUCAAAGAAUUUUGUAAACUCGAAAGAAGCGAAGAAAAUUUUGCAGUUUUGGAAAAAAUUAACGAUUACAAAAAAUUAUGUCAGAGAAGUUUUGAUAUUCAAGUAGUUCUGUAUGAUAAUGAUGAGUUGAGUGGUUCAGAUAUGGUUUCUGAUACGACUACCUCCAGUAACGAAACAACAGAUUCGAAAAAGAAAAAGAAUAAGAAAGGUUUCACCGAAAAGGAUUUAUUCGAAAUUGAAAAGAAAAAGUUUGAGUUGGCAUUCGAAGUGUUUACUGAUUAUUUAGAUGUCAGAGGUGAUCAUUCGAUUAAUAUUAAUAAGAAUUUGGCAGAUAAGGUGAAACAGUUUUUGGAUUUCUUUGCAAAGGGAGAAAACGAAAGUUUACCUGAAAGUUUAUUCGAUGCUAUUGAAACUGAUGUUAGUAUUCUAAUGAUGGAUACUCAUCAUAGAUUCAAAGCCAUGAUUGAAAUUCAAAUUAAAGAAAAGAAGAAGGUUUGUCCUUCACCUUCUUUCCUAUAUCAAAAUCCCAGUGUACUCGAUAUCCCAACACGAGAACUUUUUAUCUUCUGCAUGUGGAUGAGAUUAUUGGGAGUGAAGGCAAUUAAGAUUUUCGUUUAUAUUGAGUGA